UUUUUUUUUUUUUUUUUUUUUUUUUAGUGAACUUAAAAGUUUGGUGAUAAAAAUGACUAAAGUGUUUUCAAAAUGAGGGGCAUUGAAUUGAUGCUAAUUGGAAUUUAUGCACUGACUAGUAAUAAUACUAUUGAUUAUACACUUCCUGGACGUUAUAAUAGGGAAGAAAAUUUAGAAACAGUAAUAAAAAAUAGUUUUUUAUCCAGUGUUGAGGCAGAAAAAAAAUAUAGUAGUGUAGUACCCAAAGAAAUAAUAGUCACUAGUUGGGAUGAAUCGCCGUACUCUUCAAUAAGAGAAGUAAAUGGAGAAUACAAAGGCGGGGGUUACGCAUUCAAAGUAUUCGACAUCAUAGCAGCUAAAUUAAAUUUUAAAUACAAAAUUGUCCUGCCUGAGAAACCGAUACUCGGCGACAACGUCACAGGAGUAAUUGGGAUGUUAAAUCAAUCGAAAGCACACGUGGCAGUGGCAUUCAUACCAAUAAUACCAGAAUAUUUAAGAUUCGUUGAAUUUAGUCCAAUAUUAGACUAUUUAGAAGUCGCUAUACUAUUAGAGCGACCAUCACAAUCAGCUAUUGGCUCUGGAUUGCUUGCUCCAUUCAGCAGAACCGUAUGGAUAUGUAUAUUUGUGUCGCUAGCUCUUGUGGGACCAAUUAUUUAUAUUGUUACUUCGUACCGCGCAUAUUUAUGGGGACGUACUAAGAAAGAUAAAUAUUCAUUUAUUGAUUGUGUUUGGUUUGCUUAUGGUGCAAUAUUGAAACAAGGAUCAGCACUCACUCCUGAAGCUGAUUCAAAUCGACUUAUGUUUGCUAGCUGGUGGAUAUUUAUCACAAUAAUUACAUCGUUUUAUACUGCUAACUUGACAGCAUUUUUGACAUUAUCCGAGUUUACGCUGGCAUUCACUUCCGUUAAAGAUAUUGUUAACCAGCAUAAAACUUGGUCGGCUCAACAACAUUACAUCGUUGACAUCACAAUAAAUAGAAACGAUCCUGAAGAAUUGACACCACUUCGUACCUCAUACAGAGAACAUCGUGGUAUAUUUUAUCAUAUAUCAAGCAAAGAUAACAAAACUGAAAAGGUAGCAAGUUAUCUUACAAAUAGACGAUUAUUUAUUGACGAAAUUCAAUUUGUUGAAAAUUUUAUUAAACAAGAUUAUUUAAAUCGCACGCGGCAAAAUAUGGUGGAGAAAAAAAAAUGUUAUUACAUAAAAAUGCCGAAUCCGGUAUUUCAACAGAAUCGAGGAUUUGCGUAUCCAAUUAAUUCAAAUAUCAGCAAAGCUAUAAACCGAGAAUUACUUCAUCUAUCAGAAUCGGGAAUAAUACAACACAUAGAAUCAGUAAAUAGGCCGAUGGUUACGUACUGUCCCCUCAUGUUGGGUUCAACGGAACGUAAAUUAGAUAAUAAUGAUUUAGAAUUAACGUACCAAGUAAUAGCAACUGGAUUUUUGUUUUCAUUAAUUUCAUUCAUUGUCGAAGUAAGUCAACAUUACUUCAGGUGUCGCGUGUGUUUGUGUUGUGCUGACUCUUGUACCUGUUGCAAAACGCGGAUGAAGGAACCAGUAAGUCCAUCAAAGCGUCCGCAAUUACCGUUACCCCCACCUCCAACAAUAACAACGGUACCAGCUAACACAGAAUUUUCAUCAUUCACUAAGCCCCCAAUCAUACCGAUUUAUGAUACCAUUGAUAACUUUAAAAAUUCUAAAAUUCAUUAUGUCAAUGGCCGCGAUUACUUUGUCGUACAUGAAACGACGGGGGCAAGACGACUUGUACCAGUACGCAGUCCGUCGGCGUUAUUGUUUCAAUAUAAUAACUAAUUUAUUACGUCACCCCUUUAAUGACUUAAUGGGAAACGACAAAAAUAAAUAAAUGGGUUUUUUCAUUUGAUUGACUAAUUUGAAUCAAAGAUCAUUGAUAAUUUAUUUUAAUAUUUUAUUGCUGUGUAAUUAUUAAAUUAUUAAUUAGACCUGACGAGGGCUGUAUUGAUUUUUUUUUAUUUGUUUAUUUCCCCGCCUAGUUUAAUUGCGACAAUUACACACGCAUGGUGGUGCUAUUUGCCGUUUAUAAAAAAUUUAUCUCUGACUGACGAUGGGUUUUUUAGGUAAAUUAAUUAAUAAAGUGCACGUGAGUUUUUGUUGGUGGGGAUAAAAAAAUUUAUGGCUAAACAUUAUCGACCUCUUUUACGUAAACUUAAUCUUUAUUUAAUUAUUCAAGGAAAUUCUCGGGUCGCGGCGCGCGAAAACUACGCGAUUUAAAAUAAUUUUUUUUGUCGGCACAUGGUAUCAAAAAAAAUAAUCCGACUUUCUU
Messenger RNA from Microplitis demolitor, 2299 nucleotides. It is a transcript of the gene Ir76b, whose product is annotated as glutamate receptor 4. The record is from RefSeq and is a predicted model, not a curated record. The transcript has 7 exons. NCBI's taxonomy places the organism in Eukaryota, Metazoa, Arthropoda, Insecta, Hymenoptera, Braconidae. Gene Ontology annotation, cellular component: membrane. The coding region runs from base 73 to 1809 and encodes 578 amino acids. Gene Ontology annotation, molecular function: glutamate-gated receptor activity.